AAGUCCAUAGCAUAUAAUCCCAAAUUCAUUCCCCUUCUUCUCCUCGUUCUCUCUCUAAUACUAAUAUAUAUAGGUUUUUAUGCUCUUCGUAUACUCUGUGUGUUGAUAUUUAUUAAUUCUAUUCAAUCGAGGGCUAGGGUUUAGAAAGCUUCUAUCUCUUUAAUUUGAUGGAGGAAAACGAUGAUAAUCUAUCCAAUAAAUCUCGGCUUAUUGAUAUUGAUGAUACAGUAGAUACGCUAGAGCCCAAAGAAUGCGAUGUGGCUGGUGAAAAAAGCAGCGAUUUUGAGUGUGUUGGUCGUGAAAUUGAAGAAGCUGAGGCUUCGAUUCCUGUGACCGAAUCGGAAAAUCUGUCUGAGAAUUGUGUGGAGCUGGAAAUUGAUGGUAAGUUUAGUGACGGCGUGGAGGUGGAAGCCGGGGAAUUGGAAAGGAAGGAUGAGUUGAGUGGUGAAAUAGAGGUUAGUGGGGUCGGUGUGGAUGCGAGUGGAAUUGAGGUAAGAGAUGAUAAGGAUGAUGAAAUUGAGGGAGAAGUUUUGUAUGAUACUGUGCGAGGAGAUGAUAAGAAUGAUGAAUUAGAGGGAGAAGUUGUGGCGGAGAAGAAAGAUGAAUUACAGGGUAAUUAUGGGUGUCAGGUUGCGAAAGAGGGGGAGGUAGAAGGUAAUGGUGUCGACGAGGGAGAGAUAUUGGGGGAUAAUGAUCAGGUGGAAGAUAAAGAUGUUUGUGAGGAUGGUUUUGACGAUAAGCAAAAUGUUUGCGUGCAGGUAGUGGCGGAAAAGAAAGAUGAAUUGGAGGUUGAAGGUGGUAUGAAUGUGGGAGAAGAAGCGGGGGAUAAAGUUGUGCCCGAGAGUGAGAUAAAAGAUGAGGCUGGGGUUGAAUUACAGGCAGGGGCUGUAUGUGAGGAAGUGAAAGCGGAGGAGCUUAAAGGUGAUUGCGGAACUGAGGUAGUCGGGGAAGCUCUGUGUGAGGUUGGCAAUGAGGCUGAGAACAAAAGUGAGAUUGAGACUGAGAUGAAAGUGAGUCGGGAGCCUGUUAAGAAUGUUGAUGAUAUGGUGGAGGAGGAGAAAGUGGAAAUGGGAUAUGUCUCGAGUCAGUCUCUGAAUGAAGUGGAGGAAAGGGCUGCUAAUAUUGAGGAUAAUGCAGAACAUAGUUCCGGUUUAAUUGGUCUUGCCGAAGAUACAGUCAUGGAGGAAAAGAAUUUGGUAAUGGAAAGUGUAAACAAGAAAAGAGAUGAUGAGUUGGAUUCUGCUCCAGAGUCUGAUGAUGAAGAAGAUAUAAUGGAAACUGGAAGAGAAUACGAUGAGGAUAAAUUUGAAGGAGAGGUUCCUCAACCAGAUGGUGAUUCACAGUUGGCUGAAGAUGAAGAAGAUAUAAUGGAAACUGAAAGAGAAUUUGAUGAGGAUAAAUUUGAAGGAGAGGUUCCUCAACCAGAUGGCGAUUCACAGUUGGCUGAAGAUGAAGAAGAUGAAAGAUUGGUGGGGGACGAGGAGAUUCCCGCUGCCGAUGUUGAAAUGGAAACAGAAACUGAUGCAGGUGAAUUAGUGAAGAUCAGUGGAGGGAAGCGGAAGAGAGGAAAGAAUACAAAAGCUGCAGGAAAAGCUCAACCACUCAAUAUGGUCGGACUUCCGGUUGAGGAGGAGGAUGUUUGUUUUGUUUGCUUUGAUGGUGGAGACCUCGUGCUGUGCGACCGAAAGAACUGCCCUAAAGCAUACCAUGCUUCUUGUGUUAAUCGUAAUGAGAAAUUCUUUCAAGCCAAGGGUCGUUGGAAUUGUGGUUGGCAUCAGUGCAGCCAUACAAACUGUCAGAAAAAUGCAUACUAUAUGUGCUAUACAUGUACUUUUUCCUUGUGCAAAGGAUGUAUUAAGGAUGCAGUCAUAUUAUGUGUUAGAGGAAACAAAGGCUUUUGCGAAGCUUGCAUUAAAAUUGUGAUGAUGAUUGAAGAUAAUGCACAAGGAAGUCAGGCACAAAUUGAUUUUGAUGACAAGUCUAGCUGGGAGUACCUCUUCAAGGAUUACUGGAUAGAUCUUAAAGAAAGUCUGUCUAUUUCUCCAGUUGAAAUUGCUAAGGCUAAAAACCCAUGGAAAGGAUCUGCUUUAGGGGCUAGCAAAAAUGAGUCUCCUGGGGAGCAGCUUGACACAAAGGAUGAUGUUGGUGUUGGAACUGAUAAUGCCUCUGAUAAUCCUGAAGCGAGUAAGCCUAAAAAAAGAAAGUACAGUAAACGUCUAAAGUCUCGUGCUACUAAGCAAGAUGAGUCGACAAGUGAAGCAAUAACAGCUGGCGCGGAAAGAAAGUCUACACCUAAAAGCACCGAAUGGGCAUCAAAAGAGCUUUUAGAAUUUGUUAUGCACAUGAGAGAUGGGGAUAGAACUGUUCUAUCUCAGUUUGAUGUUCAGGCCCUAUUGCUUGAAUACAUAAAAACAAAUAAACUUCGUGAUCCUCGUCGAAAAAGUCAAAUCAUUUGUGAUGCUAGGCUUGAAAAUAUAUUUGGAAAAGCUCGUGUGGGACAUUUUGAAAUGUUAAAACUUCUUGAAUCUCACUUUUUAAUGAAGGAGGAUACACAGAUAGAUGAUGUUCAAGGUAGUGUUGUUGAUACUGAAACCAACCAUGUUGAUGCUGAUGGGAACAUUGAAUGUGUGAUAAAAAGUGGGAAGGAUAGGAAACGUAAAACACGGAAGAAAGAUGGCCGGGAACGUCAAUCUAAUCUUGAUGAUUAUGCUGCCAUUGAUAUUCAUAACAUUAGCUUAAUAUACCUAAGAAGGAAGUUGAUGGAGGAUCUACUGGAAGAUAUUGAAACCUUUAGUGACAAGGUGGUUGAUACUUUUGUGAGGAUAAGAAUUUCUGGUAGUAAUCAGAAGCAAGACAUAUAUAGGCUAGUCCAAGUCAAAGGUACGACCAAAGUAGACGACUUCUAUAAAGUUGGCAAGCGGACAACUAAUCUGAUGAUAGAAAUUUUAAAUCUUAACAAGAAGGAGGUUAUAUCGAUUGAUAGCAUUUCAAAUCAGGAGUUCACGGAGGACGAAUGCAAACGUUUACGCCAGAGUAUAAAGUGUGGGUUCAUCGCGCCCAUGACGGUGGGUGCCAUUCAAGACAAGGCCAUGGAAGUCCAGGUUGCAAGAGUAAAUGAUUGGCUUGAAUCAGAAGUACAGCGGCUUACUCAUCUUCGUGAUAGAGCAAGCGAUUUAGGCAAAAAGAAGCAACUCAGAGAGUGUGUAGAGAGUUUACAGCUUCUGAGGACCCCUGAAGAGCGUAGGCGUAGACUAGAAGAUAUUCCUGAGAUACAUGCAGACCCAAAGAUGGACCCUGAAUUUGUGUCGGAAGAUAAUGAUAGUGAAAUUGACAGUAGUAAACAAGAAAUAUAUACGAGGCCCAGAGGUUCUGGGUUUAGCAGGAGAGGAAGGGAGCCCAUAUCUCCUGGAAGUGGUGAUGCGAAAGAAUCCUGGACUGGUAGCAGGAGAAGUUCUGGUAAAGGUUGGGAACUUAACAGAAAUUUGUCGGAUAAGAAUCUUGCAAAUACAGUUGAAGAUGCUCCUCUUAGUAUUGGAGUAUCUGCUGAUAACUCAUGGAAUAAUGGUAGAGGCAGCGAGACAGAAAAACCUAUUAUAUUGGAGAAGCCAAAUUCAGUUACAAGUUCUGAAGCUUUUGGAUUUAAUAGAAAUUCUGCUGCUAGAUCUGAUUCAUCCUCUCAUGUACAAUCACAAAAGUCUCCUGCAUCUUUGCUUGCUCCAGUUGCUACAGCUCCAUUGAACAUCAGUGAAAUAGACAAGAUAUGGCAUUACCAGGAUCCACAUGGAAAAGUUCAAGGCCCGUUUUCUAUGGCUCAGUUACGUAAAUGGAGCAAUACCGGAUACUUUCCCUCUGAUCUCAGAAUAUGGAGUAGUUCUGGAAAUAAAGAUGAUUCUUUGCUUUUGACUGAUGCAUUGGCUGGGAAGUUUCAAAAGCUGCUCCCAGACAAUGGGAUUCCAAAUAGUAAUAACCUGCAUAAUCCUCAUCUCCCACCCUUGCACUCUUUACAUCAAGGGCGGGAGGUUCAAGAUGCCGAGAAAUUGAACUCUGAUCAGAACCAUUUUACCAUGGAUUCAAAUAUUAAUUCAGCAUCAAGGAAUUGGGCUGCUCAUUCAGUUGAGAUCCCACUACUUUCUGCAGACGGGACAAAUUCUAAUCAUAAUGGCAGAAACAAUUUGGUAAAUCUCCCUUCCCCUACCCCAAAACAAAGGUCUUCUGGGGAAGCGGGCCGUCCUAUUGGUGGCGUCUCUCUACCUGGUAGCAUUGAAGCCUUGCAGUCACCUGCGGCAGCUACCCCAGAUAGUACCAGGAACUUGAUGCUGGCAUCUGAGAAAACUCCUUCAAUUUCUCAUCCUGCUUUUGGGGCAUCACCUAACCCUGAACAGGGUAAUCUUCUAGGCUCAACUAUAUCUCUUCCAAAUCCUCAGUCAACUGUGGCUUCAUUGCAUGGAGGGCAGAAUGUCAGCCAUCCGUUUAUUGCACCUGAAACUAAUGCUAAUAUCGUGCAGUCUGUCACUGCUAACAACCCUGCACUUGGAACGCAGAAUUGGGCUGGUGCCCCUACCCAGAGUUUGGAAGCAAAUUCUUCGAUUCAAGCAUCCACCCAACAGCCGGUGUACGCUCAGUGGAGUGGGGUUCAAUCAACUCCUGUGCAGAAUCCAUCUAUAAAUUUUCCAGUGCAAGGUGUCCCGCAGGUACCAAACUCCUGGAGGCCUCCAAUGCAAACUAAUCAAACUAACAUGCAGCCUAAUGUCCAGUGGGGAACGGGAAUUGCAGACAACAGUGCUUCUCAGAACUUGCAACCUGAUAAUCCAAAUUCUGGUUGGGCUUCAAUGCAAGUAAGUCCGAAUAUAGGAUGGUCAGGACCUAAUCCAAACAUGAACUGGAUGGCUAGUGUUCAAGGGGCACAACCUGGGAAUCUGAAUGCCGGCUGGGUUAUACCCGGUGGAAGUUCAGGAGUUGGUUUUCAAGGGGCAGUUCCUGGAAACAUAAAUUCAGGUUGGGUUCCUCAACCUGGCAAUGCCGUUGGCGUUGUACAAAUGCUUGGUCCGAUGAAUGCAAAUCAAGGCUGGUAUUCAAAUAUGGCAGCCAGCACUCAAGGUGCAGCCCCUGGAAACGGAAAUGCAGGUUUGGCGGCACCCAUCUCGAAUCUAGGAUCUAAUGUUCAGGGACAAAUGCCAGGAAAUGCAAAUACAGGCUGGUCAGCACCAUCAGGAAAUGCAAAUCAGGGUUGGGGCCCGCUAGCAGGGAAUCAAGGGAACAACAGAAGCCAGCACCAUCGCAUUGGUGAUAAGUUCUCUAGUCAAAAGGAUCAGGGUUCUCAACCAGGUAGAAAUUGGAACAAGCCGUCAUCAUUUGGAGGUGGAGGUGGAGGUCCUAGACAUGGCGGCUCUAGAGGAAUAUGCUAUAUGUUCCAGGACACAGGGCAUUGCAAGAGAGGAGAUUCUUGCAGUUUCCGGCACUCAUUAUGAAAUUUCAUAGUAUAUGUGAUAGGGAUCAUGUACAUUAAAUUUCAGUUUAGUGGGGCUUCCAACUCUGUUUCUGAUAGGUUUUUUGUUUUACAAAACUAGAACUUUGUGUGCUAUAGCAGCAAAUAUCAACGCCCCCUCGUUUUGUAGUAGCUUAGUUUUAAGUUGACCGGUCUUUAGUACAUUGGAUUUUAAAAGAUGCAAUAACCAGUUGAUUACUGCUA
This is a messenger RNA of Daucus carota subsp. sativus, 5689 nucleotides long. RefSeq names its product zinc finger CCCH domain-containing protein 19. The record is from RefSeq and is a predicted model, not a curated record. The transcript has 10 exons. Gene Ontology annotation, molecular function: protein binding; metal ion binding; DNA binding. NCBI's taxonomy places the organism in Eukaryota, Viridiplantae, Streptophyta, Magnoliopsida, Apiales, Apiaceae. Bases 168 to 5468 code for a protein of 1766 amino acids.